CAAGUUUCAAAAAUGCGCUAAAAAUAAUGCUUGGAUUUACUAAGUUUCAAGAAAGGUUGAUAAAACUUAUGAAGGUCAGACCUAAUCUAUAAAUGUCUUACGUUUUGACUAGGAAUUCAAUCAUUGGAUGUCGUCAAAUAUCGAGAUAAGAGUUUUUCAAAACUGCAAUGUCAUGAAUACUGUGCUCUUUCACAUUUACCUUCCUAUGACUAAACUCAUCAUUGCUUCACAAAAAAUUAACGGUUUUUUAAAUUUUAAACUAAGUUUUGUUUUUUUUAAACAUUAACAUUCUCAAAUCUUAAAACCAAAACUCAUUCCAAAAACAGAAAUCAAACAGUUUAGAAGUGUUUAAGUGAUUAAUGCUUAGAGGAGGUUUAAGAAUGGUUAAAAGACAUUUUGUGAAAAAUUGGGACGAGUUCGAAAAGCUAGUCGUUGAUUUGGAAAAAGAGAAACUUCCGAUUAAUGUUUUAUUCACCGGUGACAAGAAUGAGGAAGGUGAAUCGUGGUGUCCUUAUUGUAAUCGUGCUAAGCCAGUUGUAGAAAAGGUAGUAGAAGAAUCAGCACCUGAAGAUUCUCAUUUUGUAGUAUGCGAAAUUGAAAAACCAUUCUGGAGGAACCAGGAAAAUCCAUUCCGAAAAGAUACACGAACACAUUUGGUUUUCCUUCCGACAUUGAUGCGCUGGAAGUCUGCACAGCGAUUGGAUGGAGCACAAGCUGCAAAUGCUGAUCUUGUAUCGAUGCUUUUUGAAGAUGAAGAUUAACUUGUCAUUCUUUUUAAUUUAGAUCAAAUUACAUUAUUUUAUUAUUUAGCUUAUUUGUGAAUCAUGCAUAAUUCAUAUAAACAAUAAAACACAUUUUUAAGUAGACAAAAGAAAACAAUA
This is a messenger RNA of Chironomus riparius, 881 nucleotides long. The record is from the annotation of a GenBank genome assembly. NCBI's taxonomy places the organism in Eukaryota, Metazoa, Arthropoda, Insecta, Diptera, Chironomidae.